AUGACCGACAUCGCAACAGCACCAGAUCCCGCAGAAGAUAAAGCAGUCGAGGGACCGACUGUUAUCGAUCGCGAAAAGUUGUGCCCGUUCCUCCUCAGGAUGUACUACUGUCGAGCGCAAUUUCAUCGUGUGGAUGACUUUUCACCAACAUCGACGCCACCGCAAUCUUCAGAACUGCGUUUGUACACCUGGAAGAAUGCAACCCUGGGCGAGAUCGCGUCCUUAGUCAAGCAGGCGAUCCCUGAUUUAGUAGAACAAGCGGGUCCAGGAGGUCAAUUGAUGUUUCGACACAUUUAUCUAGAUAUCAACAAGGGCAUAUUUGUAGGAAAGGAUAUUGGCACAGUGAGCCUGGAUAGUCCUCAACCAGAGCGAGUAUUAUCGAAAUCGGAUGAGAUCCCAAGCGAAGGGCUCUUUACAAAAGACAUUCAAAAGACUGGAUCAAUAGCCAUAGCAGGAGCAGCAGCAAGAGAAAUUGGGCUCGAUUCAAGAGUUCUGAGAUCGACAUCAACAGAUUCUGAAAAGACAUUGGAGUCGUUCAAGUUUGUGAUUGGGGACUAUCUGGAUAUUGCUAUUACCUCGGGUACAACAGCGGGAUUCGUCCCACCAUCUCGUCUGAAAAGUUCACAGUCUGGAGGGGGACCUAUGCGUAACCGUGGCCGACAGCAAUCUGGUCGCCAAGGCGGCAGUGGAGGAGGAGGAGGAUCAAGAAUGAACCCACUUGGUGAUCGAUUGGCUGGCCGUCUUGGAGGAGGAUUUGGUCGAAAUGGACAUGGAGGAUUUGGCAGUGGCGGGCGGAGAGGAGAUGUAGGACUUGAUGUCCACAGCGAGCCUAACUGGAAGAGUCGUGGUCGUGGUCGUUAG
This is a messenger RNA of Gamsiella multidivaricata, 861 nucleotides long. Its product is annotated as Sin3 associated polypeptide p18-domain-containing protein. The transcript is spliced from 3 exons. The record is from RefSeq and is a predicted model, not a curated record. Gene Ontology annotation, molecular function: transcription corepressor activity; transcription factor binding. The coding region runs from base 1 to 861 and encodes 286 amino acids. Gene Ontology annotation, cellular component: nucleus. NCBI's taxonomy places the organism in Eukaryota, Fungi, Mortierellomycota, Mortierellomycetes, Mortierellales, Mortierellaceae. Gene Ontology annotation, biological process: negative regulation of DNA-templated transcription.